GCCAAUAAAACUAAUAUUCUGUCGAAACUGCUUUUCCCAUCCAUCGUAUCCAUCUGUCCAUGAGUACGGGACAACAGCAGUUAGCAGCUGGCAGCCGCAAUAAUGUCUGUAGUGGAUAAAAUUAAGCAUUAUCAGCGAAAUAUUGAAAAAUGUGAUGACAAUGAGGAUAGAAUACUACAUUGUAUCUCAAAACUAACUAAUCUGCCAGUAACAGUGCAACAUCUCCAAGAAACUGGUGUAGGACGUACUGUAAAUGCUUUAAGAAAAUAUGAUGGUGGUAUAGGAGAUGCUGCUAAGGCACUUGUGGCAAAAUGGAAAGCAAUGGUAGCUAGUGAAGAAACUAGUGAAGGUGAAGAGGAGGAUGAAGCAUGUGUUCCUGAUGCACCUGAAAGUUAUAGCGACAGUCGAGAGUCACCGAAGUCUGAAGAAAUUUCAACAAGACACAAAAAUGAAGGAAAUGGGAAACAUAUACAUAGGCAUAAAUCAGAGAAAACUGAAGCAUCACAUACAUCACACAAUAACAAACAUGCUUUCAAACAUGAAUUGAAAUUAAAACCUAUUGAAUCUCAAUCAAAAGGUAAUAGUGAUAUUGCUAAAGGUUCAAGUAAUGAUUCAGAAAAACAAAAGAAGCACGAUAAAAGUAAACAUAGUCAUAAACAUGAAUCAAGAAGUGACAAAAAGUCUUCAAAGGAUAAUAAAAGUGCCUCUAAGAAAGAUGAAAUUCAUGGUUCUAAACACCAUAAUCAUACUAAGUCUGAUAAUACAGAGAAAUUCUCUAAUAGGUCAACUGAUAAUGGCACUAUAUGGAAAAACAAUGAAGAUAAUCAUAAAAAACGAAAAAAUGAUGAUUCAAGUAUUAUGAAGAAAGAAAAUAAACGAAGAAAAAAUUCAGAAAGUGAAAGUGAUGAAGGCAAACAUGUAGCCUUUAGUUCUGAAAAGCAUAAUAGUAGUAGUACAUUAAAUAUGGUUAAAGUAAAAGAAGAACCUAAGGAUAAAGAUAUAUUAACUAAAAAUGAAAUUAAACUUGAAAAGAAAGAUUCUGAGGAAAAAUUGAAGGCAAGUUCUAGCAAACAUCGAAGUGAUUCUUCUAAUAAUAAAGCAAAAGAUACCGGAGAGAAACAUAAACAUAAAAGUGAGACACAUACAAAUCAUAAUAAAGAUGAAACAAAGAAAUGUGAUUCUAAUAAAGAAUCAUUGGAAUCAAAGCUUCAUAAUAGUUCUUCUAGUGAUAAGCAUCAUGAUAAAAGUAAGGAUAGAAGCAAGAAAAAGGAUCUUAAUGAUGGAAAAAAUAAACAUGAAAGCAAAAGCAGUAAAGAUUCAAAGUACUCUAAGCAUGGAUCAAAAGAACCAAAAGAUUUAACAAAAAUAAAGCAAGAAAUUAAUGGUGAUGAAGGAAUAGAUUGCCAUUCUGGUGCCAGUUUUGCAGAGGCAUUAGGUAUGUGUACAAUGGCUCAACCAUCCAAAAAACGUAUUAACAAUUCUCCAAAUACAAGUUCAGCAAAAGUGAUCAAAAUAGAACCACCAACUACAAGUAAUAAAAAACCAACAGUUAAAACUGAAUCAACAAGUGAUACUUUACAAACGCCAUCUCUUUUAACAUCAAAUGUAAAGUUGGAACCAUUAAGUGUAGAUUUGGCAUCUACACUACCUGAAAUUAGUCCUAAUUACAAGCCACUGCCAUAUAUUAAUCCUAUUCAUCGUAAAGAAGAAGAUAAAGCUCUUACAGAUGUGAUUUACGUCAAAAAUCAAAGGUAUAUUUCUAAAUAUUACAAAGAUGGUAGUGUUACUGUAUUAAAUAUUGAAUAAUAUUUUAUAAAUAUUUUGUAAGUAUCUUUCUUGUUAUUAUAUAUAGCACUUGAAUUCACGGGUGGUGUGCCUUUUGAUAUCAUAAAACCUGUGUUGGAACGUGCUACGGCAGAUCAGUUAUUUAUGUUGGAACAUUAUAAUCCUUAUUUAAUUGAAGACACAGACAGCUUAUGGCAAUUCCAUUGUAACCGUGAAUUUAGAAAUAAGCAAAGAGAAGAAAUGGAAACAUGGCGCGAGAUGUAUAUGCGAUGUCUUGAUGAAAGGGAAGCGAAACUAAAAACGCUCACAGCUAAUAUAAAGCAAUCAAUAGAUAAAUCGGUUCCAGUAAGAUCCACUAAACUUGCGUAUGUAGAUAAUGUAGUUAAACCUCCAAGAAAUAUUCUUAAGAAGCAAGCUAAAUAUGGUACUGCAAAUUCUGUACCUAAUACCGCAUCUAGUUUAAAAAAGAAAUUAAUUAGUGGUGGAGGUCCUACUGCUGCCACAAAUAUCGCUGUUCCACCGCCACCUAUACCUCGUGCAAAGACAUUGAAGAAAACAAAAGCACCAUUAAUGGCAAAAGCUCUACAGUUAAUAAAAGGACGUUACAAACGGUAG
Molecule: messenger RNA, 2400 nt
Organism: Habropoda laboriosa
Lineage: Eukaryota; Metazoa; Arthropoda; Insecta; Hymenoptera; Apidae
Gene: EloA
Product: transcription elongation factor B polypeptide 3
Exons: 8
Biological process (GO): transcription elongation by RNA polymerase II
Cellular component (GO): nucleus; elongin complex
Source: RefSeq, a predicted model, not a curated record